Solea solea (common sole) is the source of this 1358-nucleotide messenger RNA. Its product is annotated as crystallin J1A-like. Lineage: Eukaryota; Metazoa; Chordata; Actinopteri; Pleuronectiformes; Soleidae. The record is from RefSeq and is a predicted model, not a curated record. The transcript has 10 exons.
CAAGCACAAGCUGCAACUUUUAUUUUGAAGGUGCGCUGUAUUUCCGGUUUUACGGAAGUACACUCGUCAGGUGAUCCCGGAAUCAACACUAACUGUUUCUACGUUGGAGCGGCGUAUCAACUGUGAUUAAAUGGCCUCAGCUCUGGCUAACAGAGCAGUAGGAGCCAUUGUUGGAUCAGCUGUUGCAGAUGCAGCAGCGCAGCCCCUUCACUGGGUAUAUGACCUCCAGAAGCUGCAGGGGAUUCUGGCUCAGGAUCCAAACCCUGAAUUCCACGCAGAGUCUGCCAACCCAUUCUACAGGAGGCAGACAGGCCAGCAGAGUUGCUAUGGAGACCAGGCAUAUGUUUUGCUGGAGUCCCUGUCUGAAUGUGGAGGUCUAAAUGUGGAAGAUCUGACACAACGCACACUGAAGUUCUUUGGGCCUGGAUCUGAGUAUGACACGCCCAUCAACGAUCCCUACAGAGAGAGAGGAGGGCCAAGACCACAGCUGCCCAUCGAGGGACCAUGGAGACAUGCGAGUUUGAAAGGCUUCCUGAAGAAUGUGGAUGCGGGCAAAGAGGAGACGGGAUGUGAGAACGACUGUCAGAUUGAUGGAAUCACCAAACUGGCUCCUAUUGUGGCUUUUUACGCAGGAAAGCCCAACAUGCUGGAAAAGGUUGAGCAGGCCACUCGUGUCACCCAGAACGAUGAUGCGUGUGUGGCCGAGACUCUGGCAGCAGCAAGGAUCCUGGAGCAUUUUAUUCUUCACGGUCCUGAUACAAAAGCUGUGGACUCAGUACUCGAUCAGCUCAGUGACAAGAACAGAAAGCAGCCACAGGACCUGGACAAAGCAGUCAUUGGGCACAUUCACCAAGUGAAGGAGAAUUUAUCCAAGACCCCUCAGGAGAUAAUCCCUGCUGUGUUUCCUAACACCUGAGGUUUGCCAGGUGCCUUCCAGGCAGCGCUGCAUGGAGUCCUGACAGCCAAACAGUAUGAGCAGGCUAUCAGAGAUACCAUGAGCUGUGGAGGAUGCACCUGUAGUCGAGGAUCAUUUAUUGGGGCAUGUCUUGGGGCUCAGUUUGGACUUGAGGGAAUUCCAUCUUCCUGGAUGUCCAGAACCCUGCGAUGUGACUCAGUUCUGGCACAUGCCAAAAAGAUAACUAAACACCUCUAAUAGUUUGCUGGAAAGUGACUAUGUUCUACUAUGUGAGGUUUGCCAAGGAGGACAUCAUGAGAAACUGUUGAGCUUUCACAGUGCAAUGAAUGAAGGUUCUUGUCUAAACUGUCAGACGGCAGGAGCUGGAUGUUUUUGUCUCUGUUUAAGGCAAACAUGUUUGUGCAGAUGUAACUCUUAAAAAAAUAAAGUGAUUCUAACACGA